UAAGCACGUACACUUUUAUUUUGACAGUCAGAAACCGGAUGCGAGUGCGUGACUCGCGCAAGAUUCACAUAACUGCUAGCGAGCUGGCAGGCUGCGAGAGGAUCGGCAUCUAAAAAAGCGACUUGGAAAAACUACUUAACGAGAGCCUGGUCUCGGUUGAAGAGGACAUCAGAAUCAGCAUGAACCGGGAGUCGCCCGAGUCCGAUGGAGACCGCGCGCAGGAUGCAUCGGACUUCAACUGGGAUGAAUAUUUGGAGGAGACUGGCACCGCAUCGGUGCCUCAUCACGCCUUUAAACACGUGGACCAGGGUCUGCAGACGGGCUUGACCCCGGGCAUGAAGCUGGAGGUGCGCGUGCGCUCGGAGGCCGACGGUCCUUACUGGGUGGCCGGCAUCAUCGCCACGUGCGGCCAGCUGCUGCUGCUCCGCUACGAAGGCUACCGGGACAACCGCAGCGCCGACUUUUGGUGCGACACCAUGACGGCCGACCUGCACCCGCUCGGCUGGAGCCGGCGGCACGGCAAGAUCAUGAGAGCCCCCGAUGGUGUGCGCGAGAGGCACCAAGACUGGGAGGCUUUACUCGACAAGGUCCUGGCUGAGGAGUGCAGCGCGCCCGCCCACCUGCUGGAAUUGCCUCGGCGCGGCCGAGACCCGGUGGAGCUACUCGGCGCCGGCCGCUACGUGGAGCUGCAGGACGCCGUUGAUCCGGGGCUGGCCUGGGCCGCCGAGGUGGAGGAGAACGUCGGCGGGAGGCUGAAACUGCGGCUGGCGGGCACGGAGGGCCUCCCGGACACGCCCGCCACCCUUUGGCUCUUCUACCUCCACCCGCGUCUACGACCGCCCGGCUGGGCUCGAGAGCACGGCCGCGCCCUCGGGCCUCCUUCCGACCUGUUGACCCUGCGAACAGAAGAAGAAUGGGAGGAGGUGAGGCGGAGGAUCAGCGCGCUUCCUCAAGACGAAGCUCUGAGCGCCGAGCUCAACAAGGAGCAGCCCGCAGUGGCUCCUCAUUGUUUCAAAGAAGGGAUGAAGUUGGAAGCCGUGGACCCCGCCGCGCCCAUCUCCAUCAGGCCGGCCACCGUCGCCAAGGUGUUCGACGAGCACUACUUCCUGGUGAGCAUGGACGACCUUUGCGGAACGGAGGAGUCGGACGCCUGCGGGCGCUCCUUCCUGUGCCACAGGGACAGUCCCGGGAUCUUUCCCGCUCAAUGGAGUCUUAAAAAUGGACUCCCUCUCAGCCCGCCACCAGGGUACCAGGGUCCGGACUUUGACUGGGCCGAUUACCUCAAACGAUGUGAGGCCGCGGCGGCUCCUCAGCACUGCUUCCCCGCCGAAACGUGCGAGCACAGCUUUAAAGAGUCCAUGAAACUGGAGGCCGUCAACCCGCUGUCACCGGAGAACAUUCACGUGGCGACGGUCACCAAAGUGAAAGGCCAAUACAUCUGGCUCAGCCUGGAAGGUCUGAAACAUCCCAUGCCCGAGCUGACGGUUCACGUGGACUCUCUGGACAUCUUCCCUGUCAGCUGGUGUGAGACAAACGGCUAUCCGCUCGUGCACCCCAUCAAGCUCGCAGUCGAAAAUGAGAGAAAGAUCGCCGUGGUGCAGCCGGAGAAACAAGCUGCGCCAAAGUCGUCAUCGCCCGACGCAGUCAAGCCGCAGAUGGCAAAUCAGCCAGAGGCCGGCCAGGGAAAUGGGAAAUACUGCUGUCCCAAGAUCUACUUUAACCAUCGCUGUUUCUCCGGGCCGUACCUGAAUAAGGGCCGCAUCGCUGAGCUGCCGCAGUUCAUCGGGCCCGGAAACUGCGUCCUUGUGAUCAAAGAGGUUUUGACGCUUCUGAUCAACUCUGCGUACAAGCCGAGCCGCGUGCUGAGGGAAUUGCAGCUGGAUCAGGAGAGUCGCUGGCAAGGCAACGGAGAGACUCUCAAAGCCAAAUACAAAGGAAAGAGCUACCGAGCCACGGUGGAAAUAGUGCGCACGGCCGACCGCGUGGCCGACUUCUGCCGGAAGACCUGCAUCAAGUUAGAGUGCUGCCCCAACCUCUUCGGGCCUCGCAUGGUUCUGGAGCACUGCUCGGAAAAUUGCUCCGUCCUCACCAAGACCAAAUACACAGCGUAUUACUACGGGAAGAAGAAGAGCAAACGUGUGGGCCGCCCCCCCGGAGGCCACACGAACCUCGAGGCCGCAGUGAAGAGAAGAGGCAGGAGGAGGAAGAGAAGGAAACAGCUCUUUGUCCAUAAAAAGAGACGCUCGUCCACGUCCGUCGAUAACACGCCCGCCGGCUCUCCGCAGGGCAGCGGCGAAGAGGAAGACCUUGAUGAAGACGACUCCCUGAGUGAAGACUCCGGCUCCGAAGCGCAAGAUGAUCUCCAAGAUGAUUCGGAACAAUCGGUGGAGAAGUCUCAGCCCCCCUCGCCGUCCCCAUCCCCGCCCGUGACGCCCCGGCCCACGCGGCGGCGGCGGAAACCUCGCUCGCCCUCGUUCUCCGACGAUGAGAACCACCCUCCGUCGCCAAAGACGUCGAAGGCAGAACCUCCUCAAAAGUUGCGCUUGGACACCAGCCCCCUGGAGUGGAGUGUGACCGACGUGGUUCGUUUCAUCAGGACGACUGACUGCGCGCCUCUCGCGCGCAUUUUCAUGGACCAAGAGAUCGACGGACAGGCUCUUCUCCUGCUCAAUCUGCCCACGGUGCAGGAGUGCAUGGACCUGAAGUUGGGGCCAGCCAUCAAGCUGUGCCAUCACAUUGAGAGGGUCAAACUGGCGUUUUAUCAACAGUUUGCCACGUAGCUGAAGGACAAGAAGCAAACAAGAAAACUAUUUAUUCUGACCCCCCC
Hippocampus zosterae (dwarf seahorse) is the source of this 2827-nucleotide messenger RNA. It is a transcript of the gene sfmbt1, whose product is annotated as Scm like with four mbt domains 1. NCBI's taxonomy places the organism in Eukaryota, Metazoa, Chordata, Actinopteri, Syngnathiformes, Syngnathidae. The transcript has 21 exons. Gene Ontology annotation, biological process: regulation of DNA-templated transcription. The record is from RefSeq and is a predicted model, not a curated record. Bases 180 to 2780 code for a protein of 866 amino acids. Gene Ontology annotation, molecular function: histone binding; transcription corepressor activity. Gene Ontology annotation, cellular component: nucleus.